Molecule: messenger RNA, 1735 nt
Organism: Pseudomyrmex gracilis
Lineage: Eukaryota; Metazoa; Arthropoda; Insecta; Hymenoptera; Formicidae
Gene: Vps24
Product: charged multivesicular body protein 3
Exons: 4
Coding region: 58-720 (220 amino acids)
Biological process (GO): late endosome to vacuole transport; endosome transport via multivesicular body sorting pathway; protein transport
Cellular component (GO): multivesicular body; ESCRT III complex
Source: RefSeq, a predicted model, not a curated record
ACUCGUUUCGAAGCUUCCGAACACUCGAAACGUCAGGAGGACUGUGCCUUCAAAAACAUGGGUUUGUUUGGAAAAUCGCAGGAAAAAAAUCCUAAAGAAAUGGUUCAGGAAUGGACUCACAAGUUGAGAAAAGAAGGUUACCAACUUGACAGGCAGGUUAGAGCGAUUCAGAGAGAGGAGGAUAAGGUGAAACGUUCCCUCAAAGAGGCAGCUAAGAAGGGAGACAAGGAUGUGUGCAAGGUUCUCGCGAAGGAGAUCAUACGAGCUCGCAAAGCCUGCAAUAAGAUUUACACGUCCAAGGCGCACCUGAAUUCCGUGUCGUUGCAAAUGAAAAAUCAACUCGCCACGAUCAGAGUCGCCGGUUCUGUAUCCAAGUCGACGGAGGUGAUGCAGGCGAUGCAGUCUCUGAUAAGAGUGCCCGAAGUGGCCGCCACCAUGAGGGAGAUGUCCAAGGAAAUGAUGAAAGCUGGAAUAAUCGAAGAGAUGUUGGACGAAACUAUGGAUUCAAUUGAGGAUUCGGAGGAUAUGGAGGACGAAGCUGACGAGGAAGUCGAUAAGAUCCUGUGGGAGGUAACGGCCGGUCAGUUGGGCACAGCUCCCGCGGUUGUCACAGAAAAUCCCGGAUCAGUCGUGGCGUCAACCUCCGCCGAGGAGGAAGCGGAAGAUGACGACAAAGAACUCGAAGAAAUGAAGAACAGACUACAGAGUCUGCGAAGUUAAAUAAUAAAUGCUUAAAACAAAAUCCAACAAUUAUUUGCACCAAUUGUCAGGGACAAAUAAGUAUUUUUUCGUACCGAUAACGCUGAUUAGAUGUACAAUAACAUAUUACAUGUAACAAAUACUUCCGCUUAGCAAUUGUAAUGUAUUAGUUUUUUGCUAUUUAACUGUAAAUAUUGUACACUAUGUCGCUUUUGUAGAGUACUUAAGCGCGUUUCCCUUUCUAUCAUAUUUAUCCUUGAGAUAAUAUAAAUUUUCCUUACGCAUGUAUAUAAUUAAUUAAUUAAUAAUUAUUGAGAGUGAAAAAAACAUGUAAGUCACAAUGCUAAAGGAAAAAAAACUGUGGGAAUUUAAUUUAAUUUGAUUUUAAAGAAAAUCAUCAUCAAUUGGAAACGAGAUUUUUAAGUUAAAUUUUACAAAUUUUCUCGCACAAAGCAUUUACAAGCAAUUUCUCCUCGACACAACGCAAAUGCUUUGGCAUCUAAACGUCGCAUCGUCGCUUGUUUUUUUUUCACACUUCGUAGUUUAUUUCACGCAAUAUGUGAUAUCUAGCACUUGUAAGGUGCAAGCGAGCUUCUCAAAGAGAAGCUUCUUGAAAGAGAAAACGUUAAUAUAUAUAAAAAACAAACUGUUGAUAUACUGUUUUUUAUACACGUUCUUUAGGGGAAAGAGCCACUGCCAGUUAUCGACGCGCAAAUUUUUAAACAAAUCUUGUUAAUUGCGCAAACAACCCCUCGUCGAAAUCUCGCGGGCCCGGUCUCUUCCUUCUGUCCGGAUUUACUUACUAGGAAUUUGUGCAUCGACAAUCGGGUCUCGGCUCUUUGUUUGCCUUUUCACGUGUUGUUUUUCAAAGUUGCAACUCUUUACGUCUGAGAAUUGAAUAAAUUCUCUCCUCGUUUUAUACAGUAUUGAUGAUUGUUGGUUGUCGUUAAUUAUUUGAAUGAUUUUACAAUAUUUUCAACCACUUGUAGCAAACAUAUAUUUUGUGAGAAAAGAAAAAUGUUGUUAACGAAUAAAA